AUCGUACGGAAGGAGAGACAAAACUGCGGUCCAGGUUUUUGAGGUGAAAACGAAUUGUCGUUCAGCGCAAGCAUUCUCAGUGGAAGUCGUGUCCUGCCAGAUUAAGCCGUUCUGAACAGUUCCCACAACCUCCCUACAGCGGUCUCUAGUUCAUUGAAAUUGAUAUUAAUAGUAACUUUGAUCUCAGGAGUAACAUCCACGUCAUUCUACAGAUCCUCGCAUCACUGUAACACAGUUUUCCUAGACUAAGAAAAGUAAUCAAAUCUAGAGUUAAUCGGAAAUUGGGCCAGCCUGGGCAACAUGGCGAAACUCCCUCUCUACAAAAAAAUGAAAAAUUAGCUGGGUGUGGUGGCGCAUGCCUGUGGUCCCAGCUACUUGGGAGGCUGAGGUGGGAGGAUGGCUUGAGCCUGGGAGGCCGAAGGCUGCAGUAAGCAGAGAUCAUGCCACUGCACUCCAGUCUGGGUAACAGAGCGAGACCUUGUCUCAAAAAAAAUUCCGUAUGAUAAGUGCUGUAUUAGGCGUAGAUUUUAUGGAGAACAAAACCAGACAUCAAUAUCCUGAUAGAGCUCUCGGUAUAAAACAAACAAGACAGGCCAGGUGCAGUGGCUCACACUUAUAAUCCCAGCACUUUGGGAGGCUGAGGCUGGCGGAUCACCUGAGGUUGGGAGUUCGAGACCAGCCUGACCAACAUGGAGAAACCCUGUCUCUACUAAAAAUACAAAAUUAGCCAGGCGUGGUGGCACAUGCCUGUAAUCCCAGCUACUCGGGAGGCUGAGGCAGGAGAAUUGCUUGAACCCGGGAGGCAGAGGUUGUGGUGAUCCGAGAUUGCGCCAUUGUACUCCAGCCUGGGCAAGAAGAGUGAAACUCCAUCUCAAAAAAAAAAAAAAAAAAAAAGAGACAAUCAAAUGAUGACAUACAUGAAUAUUGUCAUUGAGUGCUGGGAAAGGAAAUACAUGUUGUUUGUGAGUUUAUAGUGUGAACUUGAUCUACACUAGACCAUCAAAGAUGACUUUCCUGAGAAAGGGGUAUUGUAUUGGAGCUAAGAUGUGACAUUCCAUUUUUAUAAGUGCUACCACCACACAUUGCUUAAUAUUAUCCUUGCAACAACCCUGUGAGAGCUGUCAAAUCUCUGCUAUAUCAGUACUGGCUAAAUUAGGUGUUAAAUGAUUGAGCUUCAAGAUGGGCAAAUCAUGACUUCGGACUACAUUCCUCCUUGCCUGGCGGCUGGGAAACUCCGUCCGCGCUGCUGCUAAGACCUCAGAUGAAAGAUGCUCCGGGGACUCCGAGUCAACAGCUGCUGCAGCGUGAGCGAUACCCUUGGUUCUCCUAACUAGCACCUUCCCCUCUCCCCUGAUUCAGCUGGUAGCCCCUCCUCCCCGCACCUGCCCAAAGGUCACUGGACAGGCAUUUGUCUGGCCUUCCCUUUUACUGCUGGCUGGGAAGGAGGAGCAUCAGACCACAGAUCCUGGAAGGCACUUCUCUCCCUGACUGCUGCUCACACUGCCGUGAGAACCUGCUUACAUCCAGGACCAAGGAGUGAGUGGCAAUGCCACGAAGCUGGUGAAGGGUUUCCACUCCUCCACCAUGGUUGACAGCACUGAGUAUGAAGUGGCCUCCCAGCCUGAGGUGGAAACCUCCCCUUUGGGUGAUGGGGCCAGCCCAGGGCCGGAGCAGGUGAAGCUGAAGAAGGAGAUCUCACUGCUUAACGGCGUGUGCCUGAUUGUGGGGAACAUGAUUGGCUCGGGCAUCUUUGUUUCCCCCAAGGGUGUGCUCAUAUACAGUGCCUCCUUUGGUCUCUCUCUGGUCAUCUGGGCUGUCGGGGGCCUCUUCUCCGUCUUUGGGGCCCUUUGUUAUGCGGAACUGGGCACCACCAUUAAGAAAUCUGGGGCCAGCUAUGCCUAUAUCCUGGAGGCCUUUGGAGGAUUCCUUGCUUUCAUCAGACUCUGGACCUCCCUGCUCAUCAUUGAGCCCACCAGCCAGGCCAUCAUUGCCAUCACCUUUGCCAACUACAUGGUACAGCCUCUCUUCCCGAGCUGCUUCGCCCCUUAUGCUGCCAGCCGCCUGCUGGCUGCUGCCUGCAUCUGUCUCUUAACCUUCAUUAACUGUGCCUAUGUCAAAUGGGGAACCCUGGUACAAGAUAUUUUCACCUAUGCUAAAGUAUUGGCACUGAUCGCAGUCAUCGUUGCAGGCAUUGUUAGACUUGGCCAGGGAGCCUCUACUCAUUUUGAGAAUUCCUUUGAGGGUUCAUCAUUUGCAGUGGGUGACAUUGCCCUGGCAUUGUACUCAGCUCUGUUCUCCUACUCAGGCUGGGACACCCUCAACUAUGUCACUGAAGAGAUCAAGAAUCCUGAGAGGAACCUGCCCCUCUCCAUUGGCAUCUCCAUGCCCAUUGUCACCAUCAUCUAUAUCUUGACCAAUGUGGCCUAUUAUACUGUGCUAGACAUGAGAGACAUCUUGGCCAGUGAUGCUGUUGCUGUGACUUUUGCAGAUCAGAUAUUUGGAAUAUUUAACUGGAUAAUUCCACUGUCAGUUGCAUUAUCCUGUUUUGGUGGCCUCAAUGCCUCCAUUGUGGCUGCUUCUAGGCUUUUCUUUGUGGGCUCAAGAGAAGGCCAUCUCCCUGAUGCCAUCUGCAUGAUCCAUGUUGAGCGGUUCACACCAGUGCCUUCUCUGCUCUUCAAUGGUAUCAUGGCAUUGAUCUACUUGUGCGUGGAAGACAUCUUCCAGCUCAUUAACUACUACAGCUUCAGCUACUGGUUCUUUGUGGGGCUUUCUAUUGUGGGUCAGCUUUAUCUGCGCUGGAAGGAGCCUGAUCGACCUCGUCCCCUCAAGCUCAGCGUUUUCUUCCCGAUUGUCUUCUGCCUCUGCACCAUCUUCCUGGUGGCUGUUCCACUUUACAGUGAUACUGUCAACUCCCUCAUCGGCAUUGCCAUUGCCCUCUCAGGCCUGCCCUUUUACUUCCUCAUCAUCAGAGUGCCAGAACAUAAGCGACCGCUUUACCUCCGAAGGAUCGUGGGGUCUGCCACAAGGUACCUCCAGGUCCUGUGUAUGUCAGUUGCUGCAGAAAUGGAUUUGGAAGAUGGAGGAGAGAUGCCCAAGCAACGGGAUCCCAAGUCUAACUAAACACCAUCUGGAAUCCUGAUGUGGAAAGCAGGGGUUUCUGGUCUACUGGCUAGAGCUAAGGAAGCUGAAAAGGAAAGCUCACUUCUUUGGAGGCACCUGUCCAGAAGCCUGGCCUAGGCAGCUUCAAUCUUUGAACUUACUUUUUGAAAUGAAAAGUAAUUUAUUUGUUUUGCUACAUACUGUUCCAGACUUUUAAAGGGGACAAUAAAGGUGACUGUGGGGAGGAGCAUGUCAGGUUUGGGCUUGGUUGUUUUAGAAGCACCUGAGUGUGCCUACCUACUCCUCUUUUCUUUUAAAAGUGCCCACAAUGCUCCAAUUUCCUGUCUCCUUUAGAGAGACAUGAAACUAUCACAGGUGCUGGAUGACAAUAAAAGUUUAUGUUCCUAAA
This is a messenger RNA of Gorilla gorilla gorilla (western lowland gorilla), 3508 nucleotides long. It is a transcript of the gene SLC7A7, whose product is annotated as solute carrier family 7 member 7. Gene Ontology annotation, biological process: amino acid transmembrane transport. Gene Ontology annotation, molecular function: basic amino acid transmembrane transporter activity; L-amino acid transmembrane transporter activity. Gene Ontology annotation, cellular component: membrane. Bases 1585 to 3120 code for a protein of 511 amino acids. NCBI's taxonomy places the organism in Eukaryota, Metazoa, Chordata, Mammalia, Primates, Hominidae. The transcript has 14 exons. The record is from RefSeq and is a predicted model, not a curated record.